Caenorhabditis elegans is the source of this 861-nucleotide messenger RNA. NCBI's taxonomy places the organism in Eukaryota, Metazoa, Nematoda, Chromadorea, Rhabditida, Rhabditidae. The record is from the annotation of a RefSeq genome assembly.
AUGGUUUUGUCAAGGAUGAUUAUCAAAGCGAUAGUCAUAUUCUUUGCUUUCAUUGGGUGCAUUGGAUGUAACUUGACGAUACAAGAAAACUACGAGAGGCUCGAAACAUGUGGAACUGAGAAAGACCGCCAAUACUUCAAAAGCAGGCUUGGUUAUGCUACAUUCAAUAAUGGCGGCCAAUACAACUUUACCACCGGGGGAACUUUAAUUUCAAAAUAGCAUUUUCUCACAUCGGCUUACAUCUUGAUGGAUGGUAACAUGACGUGGAGAGCCAAUCACACUCCAUUCAGUGAUUCUUGUGUGAAAGGAACACUAGAUUCCAUUGUUCCACCAGAAAUAGUAGCUGAUUUGAAGGUUUUUGUUUGCCCCAACGGAGAUUAUUGACCUAAUUUAAAGCCAAAGAAGGCAUGGCUUCUUCGGAUCUGCGAGGGUUACACCUACACUUACUUUCAAGCGUUUAACACCCCAAUGCUUGUGGAAGUUGAAAUCCCCAUUCCAGGAUCAUCUGUAUGUGUUCCCACAGAGAGAACUCAAAUUUUGGAAGAAUCUUCUCUCGUUUAUACGUUUAUCCCAUUUAAUGGAAGUGUGGUUGAACAACUUAUUGAUGUAGGCUAUAAUUAUACGCGGGGAAGCUCUAGUUAUUCGUGGGGGGGACUUAAAACAGGGUUGGUGGGCGGAAAUGGGAAUUGUGGAAGUUUAAUACAAAAUAUUGACGGAAAAUGGACAAUGGUCGGCUUUGGAACACCAAAAAACACGUGGAAAGAGAGUUCUUACUUCUUCGAGUUGAAAUGGUUCUCUGAAAGUUUUUGUCGUUUUGCGGGAAUUUGUGAGACAUCCAGACUAACGACCGCAGUUCCAUAA